Epinephelus lanceolatus (giant grouper) is the source of this 5894-nucleotide messenger RNA. It is a transcript of the gene cc2d1b, whose product is annotated as coiled-coil and C2 domain containing 1B. Gene Ontology annotation, molecular function: DNA-binding transcription repressor activity, RNA polymerase II-specific. Lineage: Eukaryota; Metazoa; Chordata; Actinopteri; Perciformes; Serranidae. The record is from RefSeq and is a predicted model, not a curated record.
CUCACACUAACCCAUUACCAUGUCAAACCACAGAAAUGAAACUGUUCCUCUGAAAACUACCUGAUGAAGUGCUGAACGAGCAGUUUGUAUCGCUGGAGUGUCGCUUGUUAAACAACAAGCCACAACAACAACAACAACAACAACAUGUUUGGGAAGAAGAAGAGAGCUCCGCAGCCCAGAGGCCAGGGCGCUGCUGCUGCCAAGCAGAUGGGUCUGUUUGUAGACCUGGACCCUGAGCAGAUGAUGAUGGGGAUGGAGGGGGAUUUGGACGACCCUGACCUGGAGGCUGAACUUGCUGCUAUCACUGGAAAUAAAGCUGCUGCUGGAGAAAGAGCCAAACCUAAGGGGAAAAGCCCGCUGCCCAUGGAAGACAUCGCAAAAAUGGCAGAUGAGUGUAUGAGAGAUGUGGAUGAUGAUGAAGAUGACAGUAACCUGGAGGACGAUGAAGAUCUAUUGGCAGAGCUACAGGAAGUGGUGGGUGAGGAGGAAGCUGAGGAUGUUUCCUCCACAUCCUCCGCCACUGCUGAAUCUUCUCAAGCUGAAACACCAGAGUCGCCACCUCCGCAGCAGCCGGAAGUAAAGGUCCCCUCUGCAGCUCCUGACACUCUUCAGCAUACACUGGAGGAGAGAAUUGUCAUGUACAAGACGGCCUUACAAAAUGCUAAAACUGCAGGGGAGACCUCCAAAGCCCGGAGAUAUGAGCGUGGCCUGAAGAAUCUGGAGUCAAUGUUAGCUGCUGUUAAAAAAGGGAGAUCUGUGGACGAGGCAGGGAUCCCCCCUCCUGUUGCCACUGGAGCCCCAAGUGCCGCGCCUCGUCCUGCUGUUCCCCCUCGACCUGCUCCCCCUGUUCCCUCACCUCCUGAACCCACUCCUUCAGAUCAGCAGGGGGAGUCAGAGGCCACAACGCCACCGCCUGCUGUACCAGAGAUCAUCACCCCUGGCGGUGAAGAGGAGCAGUUGGCCCCCACCACCCCGCCCACUCUGAGCACCAUCCCAUCUCCAGAGGAGCCAACAGAGGAGCCUGCCGACCAGCCUCAGACCAGUCCAACAGAUGCCAACGAGGCAACCAAGACUUUGCUUUUGGAGAGGCAGAAAGAAUACAAGAUGGCAGCACUGAGGGCCAAGAAGCAGGGAGAUCUGGAUCAAGCUAGGCUUUACUUCAAGACCAGCAAGAGGUUCGAUGCUGUGAUUGAGGCGUUGGAAAAAGGACAAGCAGUCGACCUAAGUGGCCUUCCUCCAUCUCCAGGACAGGGUCCAGGAGGAGGCUCUGCUCCAGUGAAGGAACCUACUGCUGGGCAAAACGUAGAAGUCACCCAACCGGUUGCAGCAGCUCCAGCCGCUGCACCCCCAUCAGCCCCUGCAGCUCCCAAAGAUGUGUUGGAGGCUCUGGAGCAGAGACGAGCCAAGUAUGUGGAGGCGUCCAAUCAGGCCAAAGCCAGUGGAGAUGAUCGCAAGGCCCGAAUGCACGACCGUAUCGCCAAGCAAUACCAGAGUGCCAUCCGAGCUCACAAAGCAGGAAAAGCGGUCAACUUUGAGGAGCUGCCGGUGCCCCCUGGUUUUCCUCCAAUCCCAGGCCUGAAAGCUACGGGGGCUGAGCAGGGACUCAUUGCUGCUCUGCAGGCAGCCGAUAAGCUCGCCUCCACUGAUGCUACCGAAGUAGCAGAUGAGGAAGAAGAUGAAAAGGAGGAGGAGUUGAAGCCUGCUGUUCCAGAAGAGCCAAAGAAGAUCACGUUGGAUGUCCCCACCCCAGGUCAAGGAAGGAAAAGGUCUCCGUCAGCCUCACCUGACAGGACAUCUGCCAGAGAAGGACUCUCACCAACAGCGGUUCAGCAACUGGAGUUUCUGGAGGGCAGGAAGAAGCAGUACAUGAAGGCGGCUCUGCAGGCAAAGCAGAAGAACGACAUGGAGCAGGCCAAGAUCUUCCUCCGCACCGCCAAGGGCUUCGAACCCAUGAUCGAGGCAGCGCGCAGCGGCAAGUCUGUGGACAUCAGCACGGUGCCUUCGCCCCCUGGUGACGAAGAUGACGACUUCAUUCUGGUUCAUCACAGUGACGUGCAGAUCUCAGAGAAAGCAGAGCAGCUUUACGCACAACUGGCCAAGAUCCUCAAAGAGCAGUACGAGAAAUGCAUGACUCACUCCAAGCAGUUCACACACCUGGGGAACAUCACGGAAACAACAAAGUUUGAGAAGAUGGCGGAGAGAUGUAAGAAGAGUCUGGAAAUUUUGAAGCUGGCGCAGUCGAGAGGUCUGCCUCCUCCGAAACAUCACUUUGAGGAGAGAUCGUUUCACACUGUCAGGAUAUUUCCAGACCUGAGUAGCACUGACAUGGUUGUUAUUAUCGUGAAAGGGAUGAAUCUUCCUGCUCCUAGUGGGAUUCAAACAAACGAUCUGGAUGCAUACGUCAAGUUUGACUUCCCCUACCCCAGCUCGGAGCAGCCACAGAAACACAAAACAGCUGUCAUCAAGAACACUAACUCCCCAGAAUAUAACCAGAGCUUCACCCUGUCAAUCAACCGUAACCACCGCGGCUUCAGGAGGGUGGUGAACUCUAAAGGCCUCAAACUGGAGCUGCUGCACAAAGGCGGCUUCCUGCGGAGCGACAAGCCGAUCGGGACGGCCCUCGUAAAGCUGGAAAAACUGGAGUCACAGAGUGAAAUCAGGGAGAUCGUAGAGGUGAUGGAUGGGCGUAAACCCACAGGUGGUCGUGUUGAAGUGAAGGUCCGACUGCGAGAGCCGCUGAGCGGGCAGGACAUGCAGACGAGCACCGAGCGCUGGCUGGUGAUCGACCCUUAACAGGUUGUUGUUUAGAUGCUGCUGAAAGACUGACGAUGAUUCACAAGAUAAAAGAUUAAAGGCCCUCAAUCAUAAACACUCGGAGGAUAGAGUUUGGGAUGUGAAGAGGACAGUCUGUUGUUCAGAGUCAACUCAGACCUACACGGGUCUUUGACUUGUUAAAACUUUUGCACAUUUGCAAGACACAAGAGCUCCCUUUCACACUGCGGUCCACCAGGAGGAGACAGGGAGCUGGUUUAUGGUAGGUCAGCUGGUCCAUUUGUCUUCAGUAUGACACCAGCUGAUGGACAAAUACUUGUUGUCUAAAUGGAGGGCAGGGUUGCUCUCUUGUUUGGUGAUUCACACAGAUGGGAUGCAGAUGUAAGCUUGUGAUGCAGCGGGGCAGACUUGUGGGCAACAAGGUGAAGGCUCCUUGAAUCAGAGAAAACUAUUCAGGCAAUGAUCACUGGGUGCUUUUCAUUAUGCUAACUUACACGUCCUCUUUGACACGGAUCAUGGAGAAUCUUCCAAUCCCUUAAAUGCAACUUGAGGAGAGAAGAGGCUUCUGGAGGAGCUUAGAGCGAGGAAACGCAUAUAUAUAAACGCCUCACCUCCACAUGUAGCACAGUCGCUUCAGCAUGAUGCUAUGGAACCAAGGGUUUCUCUUUUGCCUGCUUUGGCUCUUCAACUUUGCUGGGAGGAGCCAAACCAUGAGGAAGAGACACGUUAGCGUAGUGAAAAGCACUCUUUUUUCCCAAGAAGCCUCCUUGCGCAUCACUCCAUCUCCUGGAGGACGUCCGGCAGUGUGUGUCUCUGCUAAGGGACUCGGUGUCGAGCUAACCUGAUCCUGCUGCCCGGCAUGACUUUAGAUAAUAUAUCAAAGAAUGUGUACAUAUUCCUCAUAUUAUUACAGCUCUGGUAUCUAGAACUGCACCUAUGCACUAAUACCAAAGUAAUCACUGUUGCUGUAAGAUCCUGCAUAUUUGAAGUCGCCCUUUAGCUGCCAAACCUGUUACGAUGAAAUGAGAGCUCAGGAGAGUUUAAUAUGUGACGGGACUUUAUUUUAAAUUAUUUUUCCCCUCACAACUCAUCUGGUUUUCAGUGUGAGAACGCAGGCGGAUGCAGCAGCACCCCUCAAUUAUGUUUUAAAGGAGUAAGCCAAGAAAUCAUGAUACUACACAAGGUACGAUUAUGUAAUCAUUUUAAAGACCACACUCCGAUUUUUGGCACCUUUCACUUUGAAUAGUAAGUCCUCUAACUGUGGUCACUAAACUGCACACUCACAUAUCUUUGGCUUUAGGUGUGUUAGAUUUAUUUGUUGUUUACACUUAAUAGCACAAAGCAGUGCAGACUCACAACUGAGUUUAGUUUAAGAAGCUAAAUGUUAAUGUUAUUUAAAGGCAAACAUUAUUCACAUACGGUGGUUAAAAGGUCAUUUAUAAGUAAACAUGAUUGGAUGAGUAAACUUUGAUAGUAUCCUGUACAUAUUUUAGUUUAAGGAAUAGUUUGACCUUUGGGAAAAUACACGUAUUAGCUUUGUUGCUAAGGUCGAUGAGAAGAUUGAUACCACUCUCGUGUCUGUCUUUAUUAUGAAGCUACAGCCAGGACACAAUUAGCUUAGCUUAGCAUUAAGACUAGAAACAAGGGGAAACAGCUAGCACAGCUCAAAGUUCAAAAAUUCAUCUCUAAAGCUCAUUAAUUCACAAGACUUCUGUUGUUGUUGCUGUUUCCCCCCGCUUCCAGUCUUUGUGCUAAGCUAAGCUAAUGACCCCCUGAUGCUUCUCAUCAAAAUCUGGAUAAGAAAGUGAUCAAGUGUAUUUCCCCAAGUGUCGGAUGAAUCCUUUAAAUGUGGUAACUACCUUAUACAGCUAUGCAUCAGAUCCUGAAUCCUUCAUUGUUUUAAAGGGCCAGUUCACCUAAAUUAUAUAAGAAUUUAUAUUUUCUUAUUUAUUGUUGUGAUAUCAAGCAGUGCAGACUGAAUAUGUUUUGUGCUGCUCAGAGAUUUGGAAAAUGAAAUACCUAACAGCAAUGUUGAGAUGGAAAGCUGAUUUUUGACCUGGGAAAUUGAAACUAGGGAAAAAUAGUUGGACAAUAAUUAACUUUCAGUCUCAGCUUUGAGCCAACAUGGAGAAUUUAUCCUUAAAAGUGCCUGGAAAAAUGGAAAUUUGAACAUUAACGCUGUUCAAAUGUUUUGAACAGCUACUAAAUUGACCUCACAGGGAGACUGUUUUGUCUGUUAACAUGCAUUUUCAUAAAUAUAAAGUCCUGUAAAGUAGUUUUAUUGGAGUAACUUUCUACUGAAGAUUUAAUCCUGAAUGAACGCUGCUGGUUUGAGUUAUAAAGGUAAUCAGAUCAUUUCUGAAAAGAUACGAUGCUGUUAAAGGUUUAAAGUUUUCUGUGGUGAUAAUUUGAGUGAACUGACCCUUCAAAGGUUUCAUGCAUAGGAUUUAGGGGCAUCUAUUGGCAAACAUGGAAUAUAAUCUCACAAACAUGUUUUAAUUUGUUAAUAAUCACCUGAAAAUAAGAUUUGUUACCUUAAAAUAAGCUGUUUAUAUCUGCACACGGAGCGGGUCUGCUUCCAUGGAGUCAGCCAUUGUGUUCUAUAGUAGCCCAGAAGGGACAAACCAAACACUGGCUCUAAAUGGGGCCAUUCUGCAACCUCACCACUAGAUGCCACUAAAUCCUUCACACUCAACCUUUAAAGUUUUAACUGCAGCAUUGUGAAAAAUGCUCCACAAGAAGCCAUAACAAACACACUGAGUCAACUACAUCAAUACAUUUCCCAACAUGUUUACCUCAAAACUGUCUGUAACAUUAUUACGUUACUGUGGUCACAACAUUUCUUUGUUUCUCCAUUUGAGGAAAAACAUCAUCAAUCAAUGCAGCGUUAAUAUAAAACAUUGGCAUAAAUAUUAACAACACUGUUACCCAUCAUUUUAUUUUCUGUUUAAACAUACUUGUUUACAAAGAUCGAUGAUGUCAUGUUGUUUAUAUUUACAAAAUGAUAAUCUCUGUAAUAAUAAUCCCAAAAACAGAAUUAUGGCUAUAUUUUGUUUUUAAUUGAAGACUGAAUUUGCCUACCCUGCUUAAAAAUGUACCAAUUAAAAAAUAUCUGGUUUUAA